Messenger RNA from Verticillium dahliae VdLs.17, 1416 nucleotides. RefSeq names its product exopolygalacturonase. The transcript has 8 exons. Gene Ontology annotation, biological process: carbohydrate metabolic process. Lineage: Eukaryota; Fungi; Ascomycota; Sordariomycetes; Glomerellales; Plectosphaerellaceae. Gene Ontology annotation, molecular function: polygalacturonase activity. The record is from RefSeq and is a predicted model, not a curated record. The coding region runs from base 1 to 1416 and encodes 471 amino acids.
AUGCGCUUCUCACAGGUCCUGUCUUUCGUUGCCGUCGCGGCCACGGCUGCCGUCGAGGCCGUCUCUCUACCGCCAGGUGUCCCGAGAAAUGUGCUCGAGUUCCGCGACAAGCACCCCUACAAGAACCCCAAGCCCGGCUGCCGCAAGAUCGUCAGGAUUCGAGCCUCCGAGGACGACGAGGAUGACGUGUCAGCCGAGUUCAAGAAGGGUGUCGAAGAGGCCAACAACGGCGGCACCCUCUACCUGCCCGAGGGACAAACCUUUGUCAUUGGCAAAGUUUUGGAUCUGACGGGCCUAAGUGACAUUCACGUCCGCUUGGACGGCGAGAUCAAGUUCACAAACGACGUCGAGUACUGGCAGGAGAACGCAUGGUACCACCCCUUCCAGCGCUCCAUUAUGUUCUGGAAAUGGGGCGGCCACGAUAUCAAGAUCUACGGCGAGGGUGUCAUCGAGGGCCAGGGCCAACGUUGGUGGAACGAGUUUGAGGCCGGCACGGGAUCACAGCUAACAUGUUUCAGCAUUCUGAACCCCGGCAACAAGUACUAUCGACCCAUCCUGUUCUAUGCUGAGAACACCACCAACCUGGAUGUCUCUGGUAUCCAUCUGAAGGACUCUCCAUGCUGGAACAACUUCAUCGUCAGCUCUCUCUCCAACAAUGGCAGCAUUAUCCCCAAAAACACCGACUUUAUGAACACGAUGAACACGUCUAGUGUCUCCAUCGAGCGCGUUUGGGUCAACAUUGACGAUGACUGCUUCUCUCCCAAGCCCAACAGCUCCGACCUCUACGUCAACACCAUGUACUGCAACGGCACUCACGGCCAGUCGAUGGGAUCUCUCGGUCAGUACAAGGGUGAAGUAUCCAACGUGCACGACGUCCACAUUGAGAACGUCUGGAUGAUGAACGGCGACCUCCGGACCCCCCCAACUCUUGACGAGUCGGUUUCUAACAAGAGGCGCAGGAACUUCUGGGUCGCCCGCAUGGACUACGGCAUCAUCCUCGACUCGUGCUACUUCAACAAGUCCGUCGAGGAGUGCAACAAGUACCCCUCGGGCAUGGACAUCACGAACAUUCGCUUCGAGAACUUCACCGGCUACACGUCGGGCGUCUACGGCAACGCCGUGGCCCGCCUCUCCUGCUCGACGGCCGACUCGGCCGUCUGCGACAACAUCGUCAUCAAGGACUUCAACGUCAAGUCGCCGUGCGGCGGCGAGCCCGUCAUCAUCUGCGACGGCAUCGGCGACGACCUCGGCCUCCCCUGCGUGCCCUACAACAGCCCCGAGGCCCAGGCCGCGCUGGCGGCCAAGUGCUCGACCCCCAUCGCUGAGAUUGACACGAGCCCGUGGGAGGGUGCCAAGAUUGAGGAGAAAUUUGACGCCUACCACCCGCUGUCGUACUACCCGGAUCGAGACGAUUGA